Hemiscyllium ocellatum (epaulette shark) is the source of this 3832-nucleotide messenger RNA. RefSeq names its product glutaryl-CoA dehydrogenase, mitochondrial-like. Bases 272 to 1600 code for a protein of 442 amino acids. Gene Ontology annotation, molecular function: fatty-acyl-CoA binding; flavin adenine dinucleotide binding; glutaryl-CoA dehydrogenase activity. Lineage: Eukaryota; Metazoa; Chordata; Chondrichthyes; Orectolobiformes; Hemiscylliidae. Gene Ontology annotation, biological process: fatty acid beta-oxidation using acyl-CoA dehydrogenase; fatty-acyl-CoA biosynthetic process. The transcript is spliced from 11 exons. Gene Ontology annotation, cellular component: mitochondrial inner membrane. The record is from RefSeq and is a predicted model, not a curated record.
CAACCCAUUGUGACGUCCGCCUCGGUGGAACGCAGUGUAGCGAGUGUUGUGUCAGUUUCAAGUUGUUACACAACCUCCAGGUGAUUCCCUUUUCCCUGUCGAGGGGAAGUCUAUUCACGGUUUUUUAAACAAAAAACAUUCUUUAUAACUGUUUUGUACAGUUAUUUCUCGGAGGGCUGUGACCUGUGGAGGUGCUUAGAGAGUGGGGGAAAUAAUCUUGACGAUAGCGCUACACUUGACCUGUUCCGGCCGCCUCCUGACAGAUCUGAGUAUGGCCUUGAGACAAGCGGCUCGGAGCUUCUUGGGCACCGCCAGGCGCACGGCCGUCGUCAGCUCCUUGAGGACACAGGGGACGGCGAAAGCCUUCAAAGAGAAAGAUGAAAAGGUGGAAGAGCAGAAAAUGACCAAAUUGCCUAAGGUCCAGUUUGACUGGCGUGAUCCUCUGAACCUGGAAAGUCAGCUGACUGAAGAAGAAAUUCUCAUUCGAGACACUUUCCGCCAGUAUUGCCAAUCAAAGCUGAUGCCAAGGAUUCUUCUGGCAAACCGAAACGAAGUGUUUCAUCGUGAAAUCCUAUCGGAAAUGGGAGAACUGGGCGUAUUGGGCUCGACGAUUAAAGGCUAUGGGUGUGCUGGCACCUCAUACGUAGCCUACGGGUUGAUUGCACGAGAAGUGGAGCGGGUGGACAGCAGUUAUCGGUCAGUAAUGAGUGUCCAGUCCUCACUGGUAAUGCACCCAAUCGCAGCCUACGGCACAGAAGCACAGAAGCUAAAAUACCUCCCGAAACUAGCCAAAGGGGAGUUGUUGGGCUGCUUCGGUCUAACGGAGCCAAACCAUGGAAGUGACCCUUCGAGCAUGGAGACCAAGGCAAGGUACAACAAGAGCAGCAACACUUACACACUAAAUGGAUCAAAGACCUGGAUUACCAACUCACCGAUGGCCGACAUCUUUGUGGUCUGGGCUAAGUGCGACGAUGGGAAGGUGCGGGGAUUUAUUCUUGAGAAGGGGAUGAAGGGCUUGGCCACCCCAAAGAUUGAAGGGAAGUUCUCUCUAAGAGCCUCUCUGACUGGGAUGAUUCUGAUGGAGGAUGUGGAGGUGCCAGUGGAAAAUCUGCUGCCCGGUGCAGUGGGUCUCUCGGGUCCUUUCGGGUGUCUGAACAAUGCUCGGUAUGGAAUCGCAUGGGGAGCCCUGGGCGCUGCGGAGUUCUGUUUGGAAACAGCCAGGCAGUACGCGUUGGACAGGAUUCAGUUUGGGGCUCCCAUCGCGAGAAACCAACUCAUCCAGAAGAAGAUGGCAGACAUGUUGACGGAGAUCACACUGGGUCUUCAUGCCUGCAUCCAACUGGGUCGAUUGAAGGAGGAAGACAAGGCUGCUCCUGAAAUGAUCUCCAUGCUGAAGCGAAAUUCCUGCGGGAAGGCUCUGGAUAUUGCAAGGCAAGCACGUGACAUACUGGGCGGAAAUGGAAUUUGUGAUGAAUAUCACGUAAUUCGCCAUGUCAUGAAUCUGGAAUCUGUAAACACAUACGAAGGUACUCACGAUAUCCAUGCCCUAAUCCUUGGCAAAGCCAUCACAGGUCUGCAAUCUUUCACCGGACAGAAAUAGUCCCAGCUCUUUGGCUGUAUGACUUCUGAAAAUCAGCACUUUGUCGAUUUUGGUUAGUUUGUUUUCAACCAAAUUCUGUGUCAGCCCAUGAUACGUCUGCUGUUUUGAACAACGUGGCCUCUUCAGGUACAGAAGUAGCUCAGCUUUCACAACUCCUUGUUAUUCUAAUUGUAUAAUCCGAGCACAGAGGGCAGACAUUUGCCUGCCUGAUUUUCAAUAGAGCUAUUUGAUUAAUACUGCACUGUGCUCUUUUCUCAAGACUCUCCCUUUUGAAUAUUGUCCAAGUACGUUUUGGAAGGUAUUACGGAUUCUGUUUUCAGUAUCAUUGACUGCAUUCCAGAUUAUAUUUCAUUGUGUUUAAGAAGAACAAUAAUCCUAUUUCCCCAGUUCUUUUCCAAUUAGUUUCCCAAAACUGCUUAAUUUGAAACAUGAUUUGGAGAUGCCAGUAUUGGACUGGGGUGUACAAAGUUAAAAAUCUCACAACACCAGGUUAUAGUCCAACAGGUUUAAUUGGAAGCACACUAGCUUUCAGAGCGACAAUCACCUGAUGAAGGAGCGUUGCUCCGAAAGCUAGUGUGCUUCCAAUUAAACCUGUUGGACUAUAACCUGGUGUUGUGUGAUUUUUUUAAUUUGAAACAAUUGUUCUUUUUAUUUUAUUGGAGCACUUCUUCCAAUAAAAGACCUAAUCUGGUCUUCAGGGCUCAAGGACAGUAUUUUGAACCAGACUGGUUCAGAGUACACAUGUGUAGGUAUGUGACUAGAAGUUCAUUGACACUGGAUUGGAUUGUUUAAAUUCGACGGAGUCUCUUGAGAGUUCAUUGAACCUUAACUGUGUGGACUAUAAGUUGGGUGUGUCUCGAUGGCAAGAGUGAGAGGGACAUUACACAUUCCAAGCAGGAACUGCCUGUGAGGACUUCAGUGGCUUCCCUUGGAGACUCUUAAACAUGACAAUGUGUUUCGGUUGUGUUGGUCUCCUGGUUGAUGAAAAGGAAAGAAAGCAUUUUUCCGACCCGUCUCUUCAUAAAAGACUGCGUGAUUUAUUGCUGAGCUGACAAGAUCUGUAUCUUUUGAGGCUUGACACUUUGGUGAGAUCAGUCUUUGAAUUUUACUUUCUAAAACCAAAUAAGCCCUUCCCAUUGUGCCUCUCUGACCACCUUGUGCUAAGUCUCCUCUGCAUUCAACUGCCAGACACAGUGGAAAUCUGAAAUUGUCAGGUGUAUCAAUGGAGUUUCUUUUGUCCUUCUGGAAUUGAGAUGCUUCCCCUAUUUUAUACUUUUUCUUUGCCAUCUCCCACUAAGAAUGAAAGCUGACUGUAUUGUUGUACAUGUGGGGUGGGGCUGAACAACAUGUGAUGAUAAAUGGUGCUGUGUCACCAUGUCCUUUGCCAACACUGACAUUUCAAAAAAUAAUUGCUUGUGAAGUUUGUGUUAUGUUUAUAAGCAAUAAGAUAAGAACUUAAUAAAUAAUUUGCAGUUUGUAGGUGUUUCUAAAGCAAAUGUCUCUUCUGUAAACAUCAGAAUGCAUGGACACUUUAGAAUGUAUUCCAUAAGCCAUCUUCUAUUGCUGAGACCUAGAUAUUAAUAUGGAUUUGGUUAUCUCAAUUUGAUUUCAGUUUUCUUUUGUUUCUCCCCAUACCAAUAAAAGGAAGCUGCAAAUCUUGACAAUUUGCAAGUUCUUCAGAAAUGAAUAAUAAUGAUUCUCUUUGUAGACAUGUGCUCAUUUUGUUGUUAGAAUUAUGCUUGAGUUCUUUCUUCCCCAAUGCCCAGUCAAUUCUGCUCCAACAAUAACCUCCCGACAGUACUUUUUCUUGAGUUCACAAGCAAUGGGUGUAAUUUGAAAUUGGGUAUCUUGCCCUCUAAAACGCAGCAGAGAUUGGACACUCAUGGGGACAUUUGAACUGUGUGGCUAGGGACGGUGCUGCUAGGGGAAUGGGAGGAAAACAAACAAAUGGAUGAACAUUGACGUGAAAGGUCCCUGAAGUACAAACCUGGAGAUUCCUGAUCUAAUUCUGACUGGUGAUAUGUGAACUCUGUGAAGAUCGGCCUCCCAUUUACGACAUCAUGGACACUGUGCAGAUACACAAAAGUCUACUACUCAAACGUCUUGCUGGAUAUUAAGCAGUGUGUGCAAGAGGAUAUUCUAACUCACUGCAGGUUAAUUUUCUAAAUUUAUUACACACUAAGCCUUGUAUCUCAUUGCUGUCGCAAAUAAAUGGAUUUGUUUUAACCUGUA